AUUUCCCAGUCACAUUUAAAAAUAUAUAGAUACUUUUUUAAUAUAUAAAAUAUAUUUUUUAAAAGUUAAUUCCAAUUAUGUCAUUAUAUUUUACGAUUUAGGAUCAAUUUUGUCAUACACUUUAAAUUUUUAAAUGGCAAACGAAGCUGAAGAGACUAUACGCAAGCUUUCCAUGCACAAAGGAGUUGUAGGAGUUGUAGUUGUGAAUGGCGAAGGAAUACCCAUUAAAUCAACUUUGGAUAACCACAUUUCUGUGCAAUACGCCGGUCUGCUUAGCUCUCUGGUAGACAAAGCGAAGUCUGUCGUCCGUGAUCUAGAUCCUACGAACGACCUCACAUUUCUACGUAUUCGAAGUAAGAAAAGCGAAGUUAUGGUUGCUCCAGACAAAGACUUCGUUCUGAUAGUCGUUCAAACCCCUGUUGAAUGACGAAGGCUUUCGCCCUUAAGGCAUUAUAGAUUUAUCUUUUAUUUCGAAACAUUAUUAGGUACUUUAAUUCUUUAAAAAUAAAACAUUU
This is a messenger RNA of Pieris brassicae (large cabbage white), 515 nucleotides long. It is a transcript of the gene robl, whose product is annotated as dynein light chain roadblock-type 2. The transcript has a single exon. NCBI's taxonomy places the organism in Eukaryota, Metazoa, Arthropoda, Insecta, Lepidoptera, Pieridae. The record is from RefSeq and is a predicted model, not a curated record. Gene Ontology annotation, biological process: microtubule-based movement. Gene Ontology annotation, molecular function: dynein intermediate chain binding. Gene Ontology annotation, cellular component: centrosome; cytoplasm; cytoplasmic dynein complex. The coding region runs from base 134 to 427 and encodes 97 amino acids.